Podospora anserina S mat+ is the source of this 1983-nucleotide messenger RNA. RefSeq lists its product as uncharacterized. Lineage: Eukaryota; Fungi; Ascomycota; Sordariomycetes; Sordariales; Podosporaceae. Gene Ontology annotation, biological process: proteolysis. The record is from RefSeq and is a predicted model, not a curated record. The transcript is spliced from 3 exons. The coding region runs from base 1 to 1983 and encodes 660 amino acids. Gene Ontology annotation, molecular function: serine-type endopeptidase activity.
AUGUUUGGGAUUUGUUCUAACGGUGUCUAUUCAAGCCACAUCCCGCGUUCAAAAUGGACCAAUCCCUAUCAGCUAGAACCGCUACAAGGCAAACGCUAUAAAAUGGUCCUCCACAAUGACGGACAGAUCGGCAUGGAACGCGGUGUUCACAGGUACGAGGACGUCAACGGCCAUGCAGCAGAUGCCGAGUUUCCUUUUAGCGAAGUGCUUAAACACGAACUGCACUAUCGCGAAAGAAUUGUUCUUUGCUUGCGGCUAGUUCGUUCGUUGCUUGAUCUUCACAACACUACCUGGCUGCGGGGUGACUGGGGUGUUGAAGACAUCUGGGUGUACGGCAAAUCGAACUCCUCGGAACUACAGCUACGCCAGCCAUAUCUCAGGCUGGUUCUCCCGAGCAACCAAAGUGACUCGCCCGUGGACAGUCAGCCGUCGACUACGAGCGACUUCUUUGACGACAUGCAUCGCUUUCCCCACGCCCUUAGUCUGGGUGUUGUUCUUAUGCAAAUACUGCUUAGCGAUCGCCUGCAGAACGUUGCUUCGCUCGAGGACUAUCGGAACGAGAGACGGAGACAUUUAUCAGAGGAUAUCCGGAAUGACGUCAACCUCAAGGUGGUUCAGGCUGGAAGGUUGUUAGAAGAGUGUCAAAAGAGGUUCUCGGCUAGAUCUCCGCUGAUCAAGGCUAUAAGCGGCUGCACAAAACCAAACCUGUUUGGGCCUUUACGAGAACGGGAGAGGGGCAGAGAAUUCUCUUCUAGGGGAUUCGGUUGGGCUGUUCGAAAACGAUGUAAAACGGUCCUACUCGGAAUUUUUAAGGGAGCCGUCCGCUAUGGGCGAGUCGUCGGCGAGCGCUACACAGGGUUCAACACAAAUAGAGAAAAACACAUUGAACUAUUAAGGCUUAUCACCCGGAGCCUCUCUAGCAUGAACGGAAGAUCAAAGGAAGGGGGCUGUAGACUAGACGAUAUAUGGAAUAACCUUGUCUCCGUGGCAAUUCUGGAUACGGGUUGCGAUUUUAGUUUAGAUGAGUUCAAGGAUCUCAUCGUUGGGGAUAAUACAGGCGACAUUCCCUUUCCAAAAAGAGCCCCUGGCAUUGUCGGAUGGGAGGAUUUCGGGGACGAGUCACGCCGUCCCAGUGAUUCCAUGGUGGAUAAAUCUGAAAGCCGCCAUGGGACCAUCAUGGCCCGACUGUUCUUGAGAGCUAUGGGAAUGUCCAAAUUCUACAUACCACGCGUUAUAAAAGGCACUAGUGAUGAUAGGGGUGCUGCUGAGAGAGUUGCCGCUGCCGUCGAAUGGGCUAUAAACGAAUGUAAUGUCGAUAUCAUCAGUAUCUCUCUCCGCCUUAACAAGCCCUCAGAGGAGGUGCGUAAGAGGUUCCAUGAAACGAGCGGUAAAGCCUUGAUCUUUGCCUCGGCUGGAAAUAUGGAUCAAGGACCUACCAAGAAGCCAAUCGCCUUCCCGGCAAUGUUAGAGAAUGUCUUCUGCAUUCACGCUCACGACGGGUUUCAAAAAAACUUUCAAUUUACACCAGACCCGCAUCCGGAGUUGUGGAACUUCCAAGUCAUCGGACAGGAUUUCAACGUCCCCAACCCUGCAGACAGGACUCCCCUGAUCGUCCAAGGCACGUCGUGUGCAACCCUGAUCGCGGCCGGGAUGGCCGCCUUUGUUAUCGACUUUACUCGAGCCUAUGGAAUAGAGUGGGCCAAACGUCGGGAAAACGGCGAGAAAGACGAGUUUGACGACAUCCGAAACACAUUGGUGGAUGAGAAGCAGAGACUCAAGUGCGACCGGAUCAUGAACAAAGUCUUGCUGUCGUACAUGACGAGACGUGACCGGGCUCAUAAGAACCUGAAGGGAAAGUACAUCAGGCUCAACCGCGAGCUCUUGUUCGAAUGCGCCGAGGACCCGGGGAAGUGGCAGCGAUCAGCGCUGUUGAGAAUUACUGAGGCUUUGAAGAAGGACAAGGAUGGUAUUCUGGACGUCUAG